AUGGAGCCCAGUUCCACAGAAGAAGGAGCUGAGCAGAUCCCGCUCCCGAGAAGUCCGCCUGCUAAGGUGAUCCUCAAACACGGGCAGGAGCUGGAGGAGGAGCAGGAAGAGCUGGCCGAGCACCAGCCUCUGGAGCAGGAGGACCUCAACUUUGAACGCUGGAAGCGCCGGCCCUUGCCCAGGAGGACGCUGCACCAGAAGAUCAGCGACUUGAAGACCUACCUGUGGAAUGCCGAGACCAAGGAGUUCAUGGGCCGCUCGGGGAAGAGCUGGAGCCUCAUCCUUCUCUUCUAUGCUGCGCUUUAUACCUUCCUAGCAGCCAUGUUUGGCGGCUGUAUAUUUUGCCUCAUGUGGUCUAUUAGCCCUUACCAUCCCACCUACAACGACAGAGUAAUGCCACCAGGUAUGACUAUGGCGCCACAUCUGGAAGGCCAAGACAUCUCCUUCAAUGCCUCUGAGCGCAAAUCGUGGAAGCGCUACGCCCGCUCCAUGGACGAACACCUACGACCCUACAACGAUGGUGCACAGGAGAGGAAGAACAUCCGCUGUACGCAGGACAGGUACUUCAUGCAGGAGGAUUUGGAGGAGGAUGCUGAAAGGAAGGCGUGCCAGUUCAAGAGGUCUUGGCUGGGGGAGUGCUCGGGUCUACAGGACCCUCAUUAUGGCUACUCGCAGGGGAGGCCGUGCAUCCUCCUCCGAAUGAACAGGAUUCUUGGAUACUUGCCUGGCCAAGGGAAACCGGUCAAUGUGACUUGUGCAGUCAAGAAAGGACCACCAGAUGCUUUGGGAGAAGUUCAAUUUUUCCCCAAGAGUAUUUUUGACUUGAAGUACUACCCUUAUUAUGGGAAACUUCGACACGUGAAUUACUCGUCUCCGGUGGUGGCCGUGCGCUUCUCGGGAGUGCAGUACGACACUCACAUCCAGGUGCAGUGCAAGCUGAAUGGAAAUGGCAUCAUCAACGACUCGCCUACAGACCGCCACCUCGGCAGCGUCACCUUCUACUUGCAAGUCGGAGCGUAG
Nerophis lumbriciformis (worm pipefish) is the source of this 1020-nucleotide messenger RNA. NCBI's taxonomy places the organism in Eukaryota, Metazoa, Chordata, Actinopteri, Syngnathiformes, Syngnathidae. The record is from RefSeq and is a predicted model, not a curated record.